Molecule: messenger RNA, 3571 nt
Organism: Castor canadensis (American beaver)
Lineage: Eukaryota; Metazoa; Chordata; Mammalia; Rodentia; Castoridae
Source: RefSeq, a predicted model, not a curated record
UCUAACUGCUCCAUCUUGGACACACACCUGUUAACCAGGGGUCGGAAAACUAAGAGUUGGGUGUUUUUAUAAUGGCUACAGAAACUAGUCCUGUCUUCCAUGGUCCUGAUGAUACAUUUCUGGAGAAUCACUGUAUGAAGAGAAGCACUGACAGAGAUCCAAAGAAGCAACUGAAUGAGAAGGAUACAAAUGUCCUUGACCCAAAUCCAGACAAUGGCUUACUGGUUACCACUGUUAACCAGACACAGGACUUACUGAGGCUGCAGGGGAGCGGGACCUUGACUUUGCAAGACUCUGAAGAUUGGCUUUCAACCCGCAGUUUAAAGUAUGAGAAGCUCACCCUGGCUGACCUGCUAAGUGAGGGCGCAGCCAUGCUGGAGGAGGGCAGCGGUGCCACGCAGAAGAUGCACUUCCCCACCCAUAUCACCUGCCACUUUGAGUCAAGGCUUUCUGACGCUAUUGAACUCUAUCAACAGAGACUGCAGUGGCUUACAGAAAACAGCAAGAAGGCAUUUGGCCUCAUCAGGGGAACCAGAGUGGCCAUCCUCAUCGAUGAGUCGGUGGUCGGCAGUGGCCCCAGGAAAGAGGAUUUCCACCAGGAUCUCAUUAGUCUCAUUGAUGAGCAGCUGAGUCUCAAAGAGAAACUGUAUGUCCUGUCCUUCGGUGCCAUCGCCAGUCCCCUCUGGCCAGCCCCUAUGGAAGUCAGCACCUCCAUCCUCCAGGAACUGAAGCUCUGGGUCAAGAAACUGCAGCCUGAGGGAGGCAGCAACUUGCUACAUGCCCUGAAGAAGAUCUUCGCUCUACGGGAGCUGAAUUCUCUGGUGACCAUAAUGGGAAGCUGCCCAGAUCAGCCUUCCGAAAUCCUGUCUGACUACAUCCAGCAGUCCACUGUGGGGAGGGACGUCAUCAUCCAUGUCAUCACCUACAAAUGCGACACUCAGGUGCCCUCCGCUGUCCUAAAGAACCUUGCAGAAGCUCUUGGGAGCUACUACCACUGUUACAGUCCAGAGACAGAGAUCUACACCAGUCGGGACAUAGACGAGCUCCUGGCAGAAAUCCAGACAGCCCAGAGCCUCUUGGGCCAUGUGCAGGCCCUGAGGCAGAGCAGCCCGUGCAAGGAGCUGGCCUGCACAAUGAAGGAAAUCUCCACAGAGAUUGCAAAAGGGCCGUUCACAAGUCUCCUGCAUAAACCCCCAAAGCAUGAAGCUCCUCUCAGAAUCGAGUUCCCAAACUUGGACAAGACUUCUGCAGAGUGGCUCAAGGUCAAUGGUCUAAAAGCCAAAAAGCUAAGCCUUUAUCAUAUCCUGGCACCCAACGCAUUCUCUCCUGUGGAAGAAUUUGUGCCUGUUCUCCAGAAAACAGUAUCAGCAACUAUCCACGAGAAGGCAAUGGUACAAUUCGAAUGGCAUGAUGGGACAGUGAAGAAUGUCCACGUGGACCCACUCAUGCUCUAUGAGUACCAGAAGCAGCUCAGCAGGGCUGUGCGCAUGUAUGAGAGGCGGGUCGAGUGGCUCUCCCUGGCCAGCAGAAGAAUCUGGGGCACCCUCUGUGAAAAAAGGGUGGUUGUAGUGCUCGAUAUCUCUGUCACCAAUUCCAUGUACAUUAUUCAUAUCCAGCACUCCCUGCGACUGCUGCUGGAGGAACAGCUCUCCAACAAGGACUGCUUCAACCUAAUCGCGUUUGGAAGCACAAUUGAAAGCUGGAGGCCUGAGCUGGUUCCUGUGAGCCAUGACAAUUUACAGAGUGCCUGGAAGUGGGCCCUGGGCCUGAGGUGUCAAGGCAGCAGGAAUGUCCUCAGUGCCCUGCGGAAAGCUGUGGAAGUAGACUUCAAGGACAAAGACAAAUACCAAUCACAGGGCAUCUACCUCUUCACAGGGGGCAUCCCCGACCAGGAUGUGUCCACGCUCAGCGCCUACAUGGCCGAGGCCUGUGGAGGCUGCGACCUCCAGCUUAAUGUGUGUCUCUUUUACGUGAGCGAGCCACAGAUGGACACUAUGCUCCCUGCCUACUAUGCCAGCCGCACGGACACAGCCGCUGCCUACAGGGAGGUCACCCGGGCUACCGGUGGCCGUUUCCACUGGUUUGGAAACACAGGCAUUUAUGAGAGUGAUGACAUCAGUGACAUCAUAUCUGAAAUAGAAAAGGCCAUCAACUACUCCCAAAAGUGUGCCUUACUGGUGGCCUCCCUGAAGAACCAUUCAAGAAAAGAACUGGAAAAAAGUGCAGCCCUCCUGAAAGAUAAACCUGCGAUGCUCAAGCAAAGAAGUCAGCCCAAGAAAUUCUGUCCUCCCAAGCCCACAGACCCCUCGGUGACCAGAAUGAACAUUAAAGAUGACCCGGACAGAGAGAAAAGCCCCUCAUUGAAAGCUCUGAAGUGGCGUCCACUCAAUGCUGCAGCCCUGCCCAGGAAAGAAGGGACAGCAGAACAGAGGAGGAAGACAAAAUCCAGGUCGGCAGAGAUGGCUCUCUCCCUAUUCUAUACAGAGACCGGGAAUAAAGUGGGCUCUGUGUAUAAGAAAUACCCUCAAAGAAGAAGGGUAAGGAGGACUGGCUCUUCUAUUGAGCUGCCCAGAAAGGAUACCAUUUGCUCAAGUCAAGAGUGGGUAGCAAAUUAUGGGCUGAAAAAACUGAAGAUGGAGAUUUCCAGAUGCAUUGGUCCCAACUGUAGCCAUCAAAAGGCAGCACAGAGGCCAGCAUCCGCCAGACACUGCAGUGCCUUCCCCAGCAUUGAGGUCAACGGAGUGGUACGGCACCUCAAGAGGACGCUGUGGGAGAUGGAGGUGUACAUCUCAGACUUGGAGAAAGUGAUGCACUGCUACGUGCAGAGGCUGCAGUGGCUACUGUCAGGGAGCCGCCGGCUGUUUGGUGCCAUCUUGGAGAGCAAAGUAUGCAUCGUGUUGGAUACAUCGGGGUCCAUGGGGCCCUACCUGCAGCAGGUGAAAUCAGAGCUGGUUCUGCUGAUUUGGGAGCAGCUGCGGAAACACUGUGACAGUUUUAACCUGCUUAGCUUUGCUGAGGGCCUACAGCCAUGGCAGAAAACUCUGGUGGAGACCACAGAUGAAGCAUGUCACGAAGCUAUGCAGUGGGUGACUCACCUACAAGCUCAAGGGAGCACCUCAGUCUUGCAGGCAUUGCUGAAAGCUUUCAGCUUUCCUGAUGCGCAAGGACUGUACCUCCUGACUGAUGGGAAGCCAGACACAAGCUGCAGCUUUGUCCUCAAUGCCAUCCAAAGGCUGCAGGAGGACAGAAAAGUGAAGGUGCACACCAUCUCCCUCAACUGCAUGGACAGAGCAGCAGUUGAGUUCCUGAGGAAGCUGGCUUCCCUCACUGGGGGGCGCUACCACUGCCUUGUUGGUGAAGACACGCUCAGCAGGAUCCAUGGCCUGCUCACCAGAGGUUUCAUCAAGGAGACGGAUCCCACACUGCCACUGUUUGAAGGAGAUGACUUAAGGAGACUGGCCCAAGAGGUCACCAAGGCCAGAAGCUUCCUUAGGCAGGCCCAGAUCUUCAGGUCCCUACUCCAGAAGAAAAACAACAUGGAACCAAAGGUGCCUCUUUGCUAGAAAAGUGU